This is a messenger RNA of Pleuronectes platessa (European plaice), 1534 nucleotides long. Its product is annotated as presenilins-associated rhomboid-like protein, mitochondrial. Bases 7 to 1143 code for a protein of 378 amino acids. NCBI's taxonomy places the organism in Eukaryota, Metazoa, Chordata, Actinopteri, Pleuronectiformes, Pleuronectidae. The record is from RefSeq and is a predicted model, not a curated record. Gene Ontology annotation, molecular function: serine-type endopeptidase activity. The transcript has 10 exons. Gene Ontology annotation, cellular component: membrane.
UCAAACAUGGCGUGGAGGAGCUGCUCCGACCUGCUCAGGCUGACCGGAGAGGCCGCUCUGCGAGGCUCGACGAGGGGCGGCAGCUUCCAGCAGAGAUGUGGCUUCAGAAGAGCCGGCAGGAAACCAGAAUCCAAGAAGGUGGAGGAGGAGCCAGGCCCCCCCCGUGUAGAGCCGUCUGAGGCUGCGGUCCCUCGCCGGACGCACACCCCCCUCCUGGAACAACAGGCCCCGCCCCCCUCCCCCCGUGCCUUCGGUCAACUCAUCAGACCGCUGGUCUUCACCGUGGGGUUCACAGGCUGCUCCUUCGGCUCGGCGGCGAUCUGGCAGUACGAGUCCGUCAAGUUCAGAGUCCAGAGCUUCUUCGAUGAGAUCCGAGCUGAUUGGCUGGAGAAGAUGAAGCCUCAGAAGAGAGGAGACGUCCGCAAAGAGAUCAACCAAUGGUGGAACAGCUUGAGUGAAGGUCAGAGGACGGUCACAGGGAUCAUUGCUGCUAACGCCAUCGUGUUCUGCUGCUGGAAAGUCCCGUCCCUGCAGCGCGUCAUGAUCAAAUACUUCACCUCCAACCCGGCCUCCAAGACGCGGUGCUCUCCGAUGCUUCUCUCCACAUUCAGUCACUUCUCUUUCUUCCACAUGGCUGCGAACAUGUACGUCCUGUGGAGCUUCUCCACCAGUGCCGUCUCCAUGCUGGGCCGGGAGCAGUUCCUCGCCGUCUACAUGUCUGCAGGUGUUUUCUCUACGCUGGUCAGCUACGUGGGUAAGAUCGCCACUGGGAGGUUCGGCCCGUCGCUGGGAGCGUCUGGAGCCAUCAUGACCGUCCUGGCGGCCGUUUGCACCAAAAUGCCAGAAGCUAAACUCGCCAUCAUCUUCCUCCCCAUGUUCACGUUCACAGCCGCCAACGCACUCAAGGCCAUCGUUGCCAUGGAUACGGCGGGGGUGGUGCUGGGGUGGAGGUUCUUCGACCACGCUGCUCAUUUAGGAGGAGCCAUAUUUGGAAUCUGGUACAUCCUGUCUGGUCAUGAAUUGAUCUGGAAGAAUCGGGAACCUUUUGUCAAACUUUGGCACGACCUGAGAACUGGAGGAGGAGGAGGAGGAAGAGGAGGAGACGGAGGAGGAAGAGGAGGAGACGGAGGAGGUGCCGUGUGACACGACGAGGAAGAAUAUAAAUGUAAAGUUGUAUAAAAUGUACAGAAGAAGAGCUGCUUCCUGCUCCGACCAGCUUCCCAGGACCCGUGGUGAUGUCACGCAAACAAAAUCUGGAUUUAAAUAACAACUCCAUAUUUGUAUGAAACAUGGAUUCAGAUGUGAGUUGUUUUGUUUUCUCAUAGAGAAAGAAACUAUGGGUCACAGCUCAGACUGAUGAACUAAUAUCAAAGUGAAAGAUCAGCCGCUCGUCUGCAGAUCUCUGUCGAUCUCACUGGAAACAAUCGAUGACUCACUUCAUGUUUCUAAGUUGUCGAUCAGUCGGUGACUUCAGGUUUGGAUCUUUUGUGUUCACAUAUGUAAAAAUAAAAUUUAAAUAAAACAGUGGAGCCUG